Messenger RNA from Anisakis simplex (herring worm), 288 nucleotides. The record is from the annotation of a GenBank genome assembly. Lineage: Eukaryota; Metazoa; Nematoda; Chromadorea; Rhabditida; Anisakidae.
AUGAAUUUGUCAAUAAAGUCAGUCUCAUUGGUUUGCCAUCGUCUCGAGUGCAAUACAUUGAUGUCUAUCAGAACGUUUAUAGCCGUCGAAUUGUCGUUAUUUUGUUCAGAUAAGUGGUCUCCAGCUCUGCAGAUUCGCACGGUGCUUCUGUCGAUUCAAGCACUUCUGUCAGCACCGAAUCCAGACGAUCCACUGGCAACGGAUGUGGCUGAACAGUGGAAGAAUAACGAAAGUGAUGCGAUUCGCACCGCACAGGAAUGGACUCGUGUUCAUGCGAAUGGACAGUAA